This is a messenger RNA of Aureobasidium melanogenum CBS 110374, 4380 nucleotides long. RefSeq names its product phospholipid-translocating P-type ATPase. NCBI's taxonomy places the organism in Eukaryota, Fungi, Ascomycota, Dothideomycetes, Dothideales, Saccotheciaceae. Bases 1 to 4380 code for a protein of 1459 amino acids. The transcript has 2 exons. Gene Ontology annotation, biological process: endocytic recycling; intracellular protein transport; post-Golgi vesicle-mediated transport. The record is from RefSeq and is a predicted model, not a curated record. Gene Ontology annotation, cellular component: plasma membrane. Gene Ontology annotation, molecular function: ATP hydrolysis activity; ATP binding; ATPase-coupled intramembrane lipid carrier activity.
AUGAACGACGACGAUGAUCGUGAUCUGGAAGAACAAGACGUCAAGCUUGCUACAUUUGAACAACGUCAGGGCGUGCAAGGCAUAGGAGCCCUGCCGCACUACCAAUCCUGGAUACAACAGCACACCGCUCGCAACAAAACUUGGCGAUCUGUUAAGGCUGGAUAUAACAAAGCUAGAAAAUUUGUCUUGCGCAUCCAAGAGAUCCCACCAACAAAAGAUGGCAGACAUAUUGACCUGGACGCUUCUCGAAAGACUACGCUGCUCGACGAACGAACCGGCAAACCAUAUAUCAUGAACCACAUUCGUUCCAGUCGAUACACCGCUUGGAACUUUGUGCCUCGUCAACUGUUCGCUCAAUUCUCUAAACUCGCCAAUUUCUAUUUCCUUUGUAUUUCGAUUUUGCAAAUGAUACCCGGUCUUAGUACCACAGGAUCGUACACCACGAUUAUUCCCUUACUAUUUUUUGUUGCUCUAUCUAUGGGUAAAGAAGGCUAUGACGAUCUUCGGCGUUAUCGCUUGGAUAAAACAGAGAACAAUCGCGAAGCUUCUGUUCUACACGCAUACCAGCCAGUACCAACAUCUGAAUCCCAAGUUGAAGAGGGCAACGCCCCCACCGGAGGCCCGCUCCAUUGGGCAAAGACAAAGUGGCAGAACCUUCAGGUCGGCGACAUUAUCAAACUCGAGAGAGAUGAAUCUGUUCCUGCCGAUCUGGUUUUACUGAGCUCGAAAGGCGACAAUGGCAUCGCAUACAUCGAAACAAUGGCCUUGGAUGGAGAAACCAAUCUCAAGAGCAAACAGGCUCCAGUGAACCUGGCUAAAAAUUGCAGUACGCCAGAGAACAUUGCUGUUUGUGAUGCUCACUUCGUUGUCGAGGAUCCAAAUAUCGAUCUGUACAACUUCGAAGGCAAAGUGACAAUCAAAGGCGAAACGGCACCCUUGACCAACAAUGAAAUCAUCUACCGAGGCAGCAUUUUGAGAAACACUCCUGAGGCUUAUGGAAUGGUCAUCUACAGUGGUGAGGAGUGCAAAAUCCGAAUGAACUCCAACAAGAACCCUCGUAUCAAGGCUCCAGCUCUACAGGCUAUCGUCAACAAAGUCGUUAUCGUCAUUGUUAUCUUCGUCAUCCUCCUGGCGAUCUUCAACACAGUGGCAUAUCAGGUCUGGCGUAGCGGUACAGAAGUCCACUCAUGGUACCUUAUCAACGCCAGAGUCGCCUUUUUCCCAGUCCUAACCAGUUUUAUCAUCAUGUUCAAUACGAUGAUCCCGCUCUCACUCUACGUAUCUAUGGAGAUUGUAAAAGUUUGGCAGAUGCUUCUGCUCAACGACAUCGACAUGUACGAUGAAGUUACCGACACACCCUUCGAGGCCCGGACAUCCACCAUCAACGAAGAGCUGGGUCAGGUCAGCUAUGUCUUUUCUGACAAGACUGGAACCUUAACAGACAACGUGAUGAAGUUUCGCAAACUCAGUGUCGCCGGUACGGCCUGGCUGCACGACGUCGAUUUGCAGGAUAAGCAAGACGAAUCUGACAUGCUUAUCCACAAGAAAAGAAGCCGCAAGAGCAAGGGAAAGAAGCCGGUUCGCAAGUCGACCACCUCUAUUAUGACAUCCACGCAUAAGUUUGACGGCGCAGAUGACCAGAUCGAGUUCAGCGAACAUGGUCGUAAGUCGACUUCACAAUGGACUUCAUCUGCAAGACCCGGAAAGGCUCAGCCUGAGCUCAGUACAAAGACCAUGAUUCGCUACAUCCAACGAAAGCCGUUCACGCUGUUUGCAAAGAAAGCUCGUAUGCUCCUGUUGUCUAUGGCGUUGUGUCAUACAUGCCUGCCCGAGACACAGGAGGAUGGCGAGGUAGACUUCCAAGCAUCUUCGCCCGACGAGCUUGCCCUCGUAAGAGCAGCACAGGAGCUCGGAUAUCUGGCUGUAAACCGAGAAUCUGCCAUCUUGACCAUCAAGACCUAUCCCAAUGGCAUGAACCAGGAGCCCGUUUCAGAGCAAUAUGAGAUCCUGGAUGUCAUCGAAUUCUCCAGCAAGCGAAAGCGAAUGUCUAUUACCGUUCGCUUCCCCGAUGGACGUGUCUGUGUGAUUUGCAAAGGAGCUGAUACCAUUGUCAUGCAACGCCUCAAGCUCGCUUCUUUGGCAAAUCAGAAAAUGGUCGAAAUUGAAAAGCGGACGAGCAUGCGUAAAAGCUUGGAAGCACAAGAAGCUAUUCGUCGGAGGAGCGAACAGCAUGAGCGUUCGAGCUUCGCACGGCCCAGCUUUUCGAGACCAAGCUUCUCAAUGUCAAUCGGUCGACCUAGUAUAGGCGGUAUUCCUCGUACCAGCAUAGGAAAUGCUAGAUUGCAGCCUAUUCGUGACGAGCUUAACCACUGGCUCAAAGAACGCGAGAGCGAGGUCAAUGUGUCGAAUGAUGAGGAGACGAGUGUUCAUUACACUCCACGACCCUCAACUCAUAUGCAGGGUCGACACUCACUUGCUCCCUCCGAAGCCCGUAGCUCGCUACAGUACGAUGAUUUCGACCAAGAUGAGCUUGUUGAAGAGUCGCUUGUCACGGAUGAAGCUACAGUACUUGAACGCUGCUUCCAACACAUCAACGACUUUGCCACUGAGGGUCUUCGUACUUUGCUGUAUGGCUACCGUUUCCUUGACGAGCAAGAGUACUUGGGGUGGAAGAAGGUGUACCACGACGCCACAACAAGUCUCGUGAAUCGUCAACAAAUGAUUGAGGACGCAGGCGAGAUUAUUGAAAGAGAUCUUGAUCUUGGCGGCGCCACUGCCAUUGAGGAUAAGCUCCAGAAAGGCGUACCAGAAGCCAUUGAUAAACUCCGACGUGCCAACAUCAAGAUGUGGAUGUUAACAGGAGACAAGAGAGAGACCGCCAUCAACAUCGGUCAUUCUUGUCGUCUUAUCAAGGACUACUCAGCCGUCACAAUCCUGGACCAUGAGACUGGUCAAGUCGAGCAACGCAUAGCGACUACCAUUCUUGAUAUCAACAACAACAAGGUAGCGCACUCAGUCGUAGUCAUUGAUGGCCAGACACUGGCUCUGAUUGAGGACGAUGAGUACUUGCACAAGCUCUUCUUUGAGCUUGCAGUCCUUGCAGAUUCAGUCAUUUGUUGCCGUGCAUCCCCAAGCCAAAAAGCAAGUCUUGUGUCGGCUGUGCGACGAAAAGUCAAGGAUAGCAUCACGCUAGCCAUAGGAGACGGUGCGAAUGAUAUUGCUAUGAUCCAAGAAGCACAUGUCGGUAUCGGUAUCACCGGAAAAGAAGGCCUACAAGCAGCUCGCACCUCAGACUAUUCGAUUGCUCAGUUCCGCUUCCUUGUAAAGCUGCUCUUGGUUCAUGGACACUGGAACUACAUUCGUAUUUGCAAAUAUACCGUCGGCACAUUCUGGAAGGAAUUCUUGUUCUAUCUUACUCAGGCUUUAUACCAGCGCUGGACUGGCUAUACUGGUACAUCGUUGUACGAGUCUUGGUCGCUUAGUAUGUUCAACACGCUAUUCACCAGUCUUCCGGUCAUCUUCAUUGGUGUGUUUGAGAAGGAUCUUUUGCCUCAGACACUGAUAGCGGUGCCUGAACUGUACACCAAAGGUCAGCGAAACGGAGGCUUCAACUUCAAGAUAUUCCUGGCUUGGAUCUUCAUGGCAUCGAGCGAGGCGAUUGUGAUAUUCUUUAUCAUGUUCGGACUAUACGCUGAAGCCACCUUUACCAAGGACCAAGGACUGUACGCCAUCGGAUCUCUGACAUUUACUGCUUGUGUCAUCUUGAUCUCGAUGAAGCUGCAAGUCAUAGAGAAUCACAACAAGUCCAUCAUGGCUGUGAUAGCCUGUGUGCUGUCUGUAGGUGGAUGGUUCCUGUGGAUGAUCAUCCUCGCCUCGAUCUAUGCUAAUAACUACACCUACGAUGUCAAAAACGGCUUCUUUGACAGAUUCGGUGACAACUUGCUCUGGUGGCUCUGUCUGCUGUUAACCGUCGUAGCAACCAUGUGGUUCGAGUUUGGAGUCAAGAGCUUGAAAUCAGCAUACUUUGCGACCGACGUGGAUCUUUUCCAGAUGUACGAGCGCGACCUCGAGAUCCGCAAGCGAUUCGAGGAAGCGGCUGCGAUGGAAUUGCAAGCGGGUUGGCAUCACGGCACGAAGAAGUCGAGUUUCGAGCAGCAGCGCGAGGAUGAAGCGCAAGCGAUGCGCGAGAACGAGAUUCAGGAUCUUCUUGACAGACCACGAGUUAUGGAAGAAGGAGGUGCAAAGGCAGGUGUGAUGUUGGAAGAGCAGACAGUGUUUGUUGCGGACGGCCCUAAGAGAGCAUCGACCGAUAUUCAAGAGAUGCUGUCCCGGAGAUUUGGAUCGGUCAAGCAAGGAGGUAUCGAUAUGGAUAAGAAGUAA